AUGAAGACCAUGUUUGACAUGAGGACCAUAAGGCUGGUGAUCCUGGCUGUGGUUGCUGUGGCAGUGGCUGAUAAACUGCCUGUCCUGCCCGUAGCCAUCCUCCGCAGCCAGCAAAUCAACCCCGACGCUGCUGGUGCCCACAGUUCCAACUUCGAGGCCGAGAACGGCAUCCACUUCGAAGUUUCUGGCAAGGAAGGAGUUGAUGGAGGAUCCAACAUGGCCGGCUCCUUGAGCUACCCUCAGGAGGAUGGCAGUGUAGCGUCAGUACAGUUCGUAGCUGACGAGAACGGCUAUCAGCCACAGUCUGACUUGCUGCCCGUGGCUCUUGCAUUCCCCCACAAAAUCCCUCAGUUCGUCCUCGACCAGAUCAAAUUCGCCGAAGAGGAGAUGAAGAAGAAGGCUCAAGAGCCAUAAGACUCGAAGGGAGGCAAUCCAGGCUAGGAUUUAAGAGGAAAUUUUCUUGGGUAAGACGUAUGAGCAGAGUGACAAGGGUAAGACCCGAGAGAAAAUUGCCUUUGUUAAAUUAAACAAACGGUAGUCUGUGCCGAGUCAGACUUAACAGUCUAUACUGAGUCAGACUCGAAUAACAGUCAAGAAAAUGCACCUCGAAUGCUGCCAUGGCUGGAAGUGACUUAUUAUGGGGGUUUAACUUCACCUAGUCUUCCUCGCUUUAGUCUAAAUGAAGUCUUAUGUUUUCAGAAAAUUUACACGUAUAGUCACUGCGUGACGAGUUCUGUGUGGUGUAUUUAUUUGUGAACCUUUGU
Molecule: messenger RNA, 764 nt
Organism: Cherax quadricarinatus
Lineage: Eukaryota; Metazoa; Arthropoda; Malacostraca; Decapoda; Parastacidae
Source: RefSeq, a predicted model, not a curated record